CACACUUGUUAGAUCCUACCCUGUGGCCUGUACCUAAUUAACACUAUUCUCCAAUUCUCCUUUUCCUUGUCUGUUUCAUAUUUGGUUCCCCAUGGGCCAUGAGAGAGCCCACCGGCCUUAAAAAAAACCAAUAACCUGAUUUCCCGGUUUUCCUCGUCGACCAACCCUAUAAAGCUCCCGUCGUGUUUCCCCAACCUUCUUUCUCCUCGGUACAAGCAGGCAGGAAGGAAAAUCAAAUAGAAAUUGAUUUCCUGGCAAGGCUUUGGUGUUUCUUUCUUUUACUUUGCUAUUUCUCUGUCGACGUACAACAGAAGAGAAGAGAAGAGAGAGAGAAGAGAUGGCGCUGCAGUUGUUCUUCACGGUAGCUUUCUCGGCCGCGCCUUUGACUCUGUACAUACCGCCUGUGAGGAGCUUGAAUCUGUUUGUCGAGAUGAUGGAGGAGAUGGUGAGGGAGUCUAGGCUCUACACGGUCCGCUACUACCCACGAGCCAGGAACGUCUGGUCAAGGCUCUGGAACAGAUUCCUCUGCAAUUUCAGGUUGAGUUCAACUGUUACUACUACCAGAUAGAUAGAUGAUUCCUUUUCCGUAUGAUUGAUACCCAACAGUUCGUUUGUACAUUCUCCUCCGCUUCCCUUCUUGGGUUCUGGGUUCCGGUUUUGCAUUUCUUUGUUGGUUGUUGAUUUUGAGGGGUUGCUUGCUGGGUUGCGAUACUAAGUUGUGUGAGUGAUGAUGUGCUUUUGUAUGAAAUCUUGUAUACCCUUUUGGAGAUAGGUGAAUGGAUCGUUGAUUUGUUAUGAUACAUGUAUGUAUGUUCCUUCUGGUAGCCACAAGUCAAUUCCAAAGAAGAAAGGAACACUUGCGGUGCUGAGAAAAGUCUAUAUGCUCUUCUUUUUUGGACAGUAGUAGUCAAUGCUCAGCAAUCGAGUAUAGUUUGUUGUUUGACUGGCAAAGCUUUGUGGUGAAUGGAGAACCAGCAAAGCAAGAUGCAUUACCUGGGUUGUUGCUGAAACUGCGUUUCGGGUCUGAAUGAAUGUGCUCUUCAAAA
Molecule: messenger RNA, 1046 nt
Organism: Linum trigynum
Lineage: Eukaryota; Viridiplantae; Streptophyta; Magnoliopsida; Malpighiales; Linaceae
Source: the annotation of a GenBank genome assembly